UGCUUGUAGACAAAACCCUAGCCCCUUUCCUGAUUCAAACAAACAAAAACAUCUUUUGCUCCGACACCCCCCGAAGUUUCCACAUCCGAACCCUAACCCAACACUCCCUGUCUACUUUCCUAGUCUAGUUUUUACUUCCUUUUUCUUUUUCUUUUUAACCAACAGUCGUUUCCGUUUCAGUAGUUUCAGCUUCAGUUUCAAUUUCAAUUUCUCAGAAAAUCUUUUCACAAAUUCAUUGAAUUUUAAGUGGGUUUCACGAGAUAGUUUCUCUGGGUUUUUCACAAUGGAAGUCGCACAAUCUUUCACCUCUGAUUUGGGUUUUUUGCAGAGAAAGAUGACGCCUUUUCUUGCUGAAGCUGUGAUUUCUGAAACCUUUGUGGCUGUUCAUAGAUCCCUUGCGUUCCUUCUCAUGAUGAUAGGACCUCUUCUGAACGAUGUAGUUACAUCAAGGUUUCUUUUCUCUGAGCUUCACAAGAGGGACAAGACUGAACCUGAAGCUAAAGAAGGGAGUGAUGAUGAUGAUGAUGAUGAAAAAGAUGAUGAUGGUGAUGAUGAUGAUGAUGCAGAGGGGGCAGAUGAUGAUGCUGGAGAUGAAGAUUUCUCAGGAGAAGAAGGGGGAGAGGAUGAUGAUGAUGAAGAAGAAGACCCUAGUGAAGAUCCUAAGGCAAAUGGUAAUCAAGAUGAUGAUGAUGAUGACGAUGAUGAUGAUGAUGAUGAUGAUGAAGAGGGAAAUGAUGAUGAUGAUGAUGAUGAGGAGGAGGAGGAAGAAGAGGAGGAAGAUGAUGAUGAAGAAGAACAACCACCUGCUAAGAAGAGAAAGUAAAGUAUUUGGUAGAAAGGAUAAGUUUUUUUAGGUAUGUCUUGUGGGAUUUCAAAGUGUAGGAUUUUUAAUUUAACUAUCUAAUGAUUGUGAUCUCAUGUUUUAUUGUCAUGAACUGAUUGGUUUGCAUAUAUUUAAUAUUCCCUUGAUGAAUAAUCUUGGGAUUUGUGUGUUUUAGAGAAGA
Messenger RNA from Lactuca virosa, 1004 nucleotides. The record is from the annotation of a GenBank genome assembly. NCBI's taxonomy places the organism in Eukaryota, Viridiplantae, Streptophyta, Magnoliopsida, Asterales, Asteraceae.